AUGGAGGACAUCUUACAGUGUCACAGAGAGGACAUCUUACAGUGUCACACAGACGACAUCUUACAGUGUCACACGGAGGACAUCUUACAGUGUAACACAGAUGACAUCUUACAGUGUCACAUAGAAGACAUCUUACAUUGUCACAGAGAGGACAUCUUACAGUGUCACACAGACGACAUCUUACAUUGUCACAGAGAGGACAUCUUACAGUGUAACACAGAGGACAUCUUACAGUGUCACAUAGAAGACAUCUUACAUUGUCACAGAGAGGACAUCUUACAGUGUCACAUAGAGGACACCUCACAGUGUCACACGGAGGAAAACUCACAGAGUCACAUGGAGGACAUCUUACAGUGUCACAUAGAGGACACCUCACAGUGUCACACGGAGGAAAACUCACAGUCACAUGGAGGACACCUCACAGUGUCACACAGAGGACAUCUUACAGUGUCACAGAGAGGACAUCUUACAGUGUCACAUAGAGGACAUCUUACAGUGUCACAGAGGACACCUCACAGUGUCACAUGGAGGACAUCUCACAGAGUCACAUGGAGGACUUCUCAGUGUCACAGAGAGGACAUCUUACAGUGUCACAGAGAGGACAUCUUACAGUGUAACACAGAGGACAUCUUACAGUGUCACAUAGAAGACAUCUUACAUUGUCACAGAGAGGACAUCUUACAGUGUCACAUAGAGGACACCUCACAGUGUCACACGGAGGAAAACUCACAGAGUCACAUGGAGGACAUCUUACAGUGUCACAUAGAGGACACCUCACAGUGUCACACGGAGGAAAACUCACAGUCACAUGGAGGACACCUCACAGUGUCACACAGAGGACAUCUUACAGUGUCACAGAGAGGACAUCUUACAGUGUCACAUAGAGGACAUCUUACAGUGUCACAGAGGACACCUCACAGUGUCACAUGGAGGACAUCUCACAGAGUCACAUGGAGGACUUCUCACAGUGUCACAGAGAGGACAUCUUACAGUGUCACAGAGAGGACAUCUUACAGUGUCACAUAG
Messenger RNA from Haliotis rubra (blacklip abalone), 1026 nucleotides. RefSeq lists its product as uncharacterized. The coding region runs from base 1 to 1026 and encodes 341 amino acids. The record is from RefSeq and is a predicted model, not a curated record. Lineage: Eukaryota; Metazoa; Mollusca; Gastropoda; Lepetellida; Haliotidae. The transcript has a single exon.